Messenger RNA from Neocloeon triangulifer, 2308 nucleotides. Its product is annotated as serine-rich adhesin for platelets-like. The transcript is spliced from 16 exons. NCBI's taxonomy places the organism in Eukaryota, Metazoa, Arthropoda, Insecta, Ephemeroptera, Baetidae. Gene Ontology annotation, molecular function: carbohydrate binding. The coding region runs from base 1 to 2289 and encodes 762 amino acids. Gene Ontology annotation, biological process: biological process involved in interspecies interaction between organisms. Gene Ontology annotation, cellular component: external side of plasma membrane. The record is from RefSeq and is a predicted model, not a curated record.
AUGCCGCAAAAGGACCCGGCAAAAGAUGGGGAUUGCAUGGGUCUCAAUUCUUUGGGCAUCACGGGCGUUUCCUGCGACGCGGUUUCGAAUUUCGUUUGCCAAGCGCCUGCAUCCAACAGCCCAAAGGCCUCGGCACCAGCGUUAAGCGACUUGUUUAGUGCAUUCAUGCCAGUUGAAAAAGCACAGCCUGUGCAACUUGGAGGGCAGCAGUACAUUUUACCGUCAGAGAAGGCCACUUAUGAUGAAGCAAAACAACUGUGUGAAUCGAGGCAAAUGGAUCUUCUGUCCAUUCAAACGAAAACCGAAAGCGAUUUAAUAAGCAACUUCCUCAAUUCAAAAGGAGUGGGGUCGAGUUCGAUUUUAACCGGUUUGCAGUCAAUUGACCCUGGAAAGUUUUCGUGGGACGGAAGUACCGCUGCCAAUGGCCUCAAAUGGGCGAGCAAUCAGCCUGGCACCGGGGACUGCGCCACUUUAGCCAGUUCAACUUUGAAAACUGUGUCAUGCGACACCAAAAGCAAUUUCAUGUGCGAGGCGAAACCUGCAGACGCCACCAACGCACCAACUAUAGUUCCAGAUUCUACAGAAGAAGCAACUAACGCACCGACUGAAUCAACAUCAAUUCAGCAGACAAUAGAAUCACUUUCAACAUCAACAAAGUCAAGCGCAACUUCUUCAGCAGCAAUUCCUCCAUCCAUCAUCAGUGCAACCACAAUAAGCUCUACCUCAUCAUCAGCAUCAUUGGGCAGCAUGAACCCUACAAGUACUGUAACUGAAACUUCAACUGAUAUCAUCACAACACCUUCAACCGUUGUCUCUUCAACACCUUCAACCAGCAUCCCUGCAGCAUCUUCACCACCUUCAGUCGGUACGUCUGCAAAACCUCCCAACACUGUCCCUCCAGCAUUUGCACCACCUUCAACCAGUACCACUGCAAAACCAACCAGUGUCCCUGCAGCAGGUGCACCACCUUUAGCCGGUGUCACUUCAACCACAACCGCAACAUCCACAUCGACCACAACUGAAACAUCCACAUCAACUACAACUGAAACAUCAACUUCAACUACAACUGAAACAUCAACUUCAACUACAACUGAAACAUCAACUUCAACUACAACUGAAACAUCAACUUCAACCACGACAGUUUCACCUACUGUUGCAGCUUACAUCUAUACCUUGGGGAAGAAGGUGACAUACUUAUCAAAUGAGACGGCAACGUACGAUGACGCGAUUGCUAAGUGCGCAGCGAUGGGGAUGAGACUUUUGAUUGCCGAGUGUCAACUGGAAUAUAAAAUGUUAAUUAAUGAGCUGGCUGCUUCGCCAGAUAGAAAGAGUGCGUCUUACUUGAUUGCUCUUAAGAUGAAUGCAAACGGCUACUUGUCAAACCCCACUGGAUCAUUUCAUUCUCCGCCGGGCCCGAUCGCCCCCUCAACGUCAGGUGACGAUUGCGUUAUUACAAAAAAUGGAUCUUGGUCUAUGGCAUCUUGUGAUGACCAGUACUAUUUUGCCUGCGAAAACAAUAUGUACUACACUGAAGUGGUCUAUUCAAAAUCUCGUCAAUACUUUGUGAUGCAAGAUUUGGAGGUUUGCCAAAGUGAAGCUAACGUAAGAUGCUCGGAAAUAAAUCCCGCCGCUUCAUUAGUCUUGAUUGACACACCUUACGAGCACUAUGCUGAGUUAUACACCCUGCUGCAGGACUUAAAUCUACAGAAUGUUUCAACACACAUCAACAAAGUUACCUUAAGUGCAUCGUCGUGGUUAAAAGCGAGCUCUGGCUCGGUCGUAUGGACGCCAGGUCACCCAAACCAGACCAUAGGCAGCUGCGUUGGAGUUCUCGAGGGAAAACUAAUCAGUGUUGAAUGCGGAAUGCCGCUGCCUUUCGUUUGCGAAAUUCCAACGGCGCCAUUACCUGUUGUGCAAAUCAAGUGCUUAGCUGCUAAUUGGAACUGCCCUAUUCCACCAUAUCCGGUACCUUUUAACCAGGGUCAAGCUUGGUGUAAAAAUAAUGGUGACGAUUUUAAUUCAUUCACCAAUGCUGAUUUCAACGCCAGUUUGACCAUAUUGAGGCAAAAUGCAACUCAAGCCACUUUGCGCUACCCAGAAAUUAUCGCAGUGGCAGCGAGAAAAAAUAACGGGGUCUGGCAAUGGAGAGACGGAAAAACGUUUUCCUUCAGUGUGUUUAAUUGGCAAUCCGCACCAACGACCCCCGGAGACUGCGCUGGCUUCGACAUUAGAUACGAUUACGCCGUAACUUUCGAUUGUUCAGAACCUAAAAAGAUCUUUUGCGUGUGAAUCGAACAAAAAAUAAAUU